This is a messenger RNA of Drosophila rhopaloa, 2538 nucleotides long. Its product is annotated as inactive ubiquitin carboxyl-terminal hydrolase MINDY-4B. Gene Ontology annotation, molecular function: cysteine-type deubiquitinase activity; K48-linked deubiquitinase activity. The transcript has 8 exons. Gene Ontology annotation, biological process: protein K48-linked deubiquitination. Bases 58 to 1401 code for a protein of 447 amino acids. NCBI's taxonomy places the organism in Eukaryota, Metazoa, Arthropoda, Insecta, Diptera, Drosophilidae. The record is from RefSeq and is a predicted model, not a curated record.
GCAGAGUGGAGCAAAGGUCUCUAGCGGAAACGGAAAUCAGCAGCUAAUCAGAAAAAAAUGAACAAAGAGUUUAUCACGCAGGGCGGCACGCCCAUUACCGUCGAUUUGGCCACGGAUCUACGCAAUCUGGUUUUCGGCACCGCCGCCAUUCCCAUGCGCGCCGAAUGGCUGCAGACGUCCUUUGUGUUUGGGGCUCCCAAGGAGGAGCUGGCCUACGGCCUCCGUUCGCCCCGGAAUGCCACCCGCGGCCUGCUAUCCGUCGUCCAGGGAUUCGUCUUGAAGUAUUUGCUCUUUGCCCGGAAGACCAGUCGCGUCGCUUCGCUCACCGACCCGCUCCUGGCCACCGCCGAGAUGCAACGCGAGGCCUUGUUCUGCGCCCUCUUGGAGAUCCUGCGCACCAUCUCGGACAAGGGCAAGGUCACCAUAGUGCUCCCUUCCGAGGACGAGGUCUUCGUGGACCACAGUGCCUGCUACUUUCACGAUUCCGUCACUGAGAAGCUCUAUGUUUUUACCCUUUCACCCAAUGAGGAGUUGGAAUACUUUUUGAAGCGAAAUUUCAAAUACUUUACAGAGGAGGAGACCCCGGGCACCCUGCUGUUUCUUUAUAGCGCCGUCCUCACGCGAUCCAUGGGAAAAGUUCGCACGGACUUGGAUUCGGCAAAAUCCGCACCCUUGACGUCGAGCAAUCACGAGGAGGGAUCCCUGAUGAUUGUCACCCUUUUGCUGACGGGCCGUGCCACGCCCUAUAUACACAAUGGUGUUGUAAAUGUGGGCGACGAGAGUAGCUAUGCGGUUCCACAAUACGGAGUCUUGAAACGCUGCAUGAUUGGACUUCUGCUCUGGGACAUCGAGUCAGCUAGUGCUGCGGUUAAUCAAUCUCGGCAGCCGGGCUCUCGCCUGAAGACGCCUAACUACCCCAUCUGGAUAACCAGCUGCACGGGGCACUACGGCGUGAUCUUCAACAAGAAUCCGGACCUGCUGCGCAACUAUCAUGCGGAAUCGCGGUUCGAUGUGAACUACUACAGCUGCUCGGGCCACCAGAUCCUGAUGACCAUCGACAAUCGCACGUACAACGAGCAGGCAUUGGUCAUGUUGGAGCGGCAACCAAUCACGCCGGAGAGUACCUCGAUGUCCGGAAAGGAUGAGGGCGGGGGCGCAACGUCGCCGACUGCCGUUUCCGGAGGAGGAGGUGCUGCUGCCGGCGGCGGUGUGGGUGGCGCUAGCGGCGGUGUUGGUGGUGCUGCUAGUGGCGCUAGCGGUGGUAACGAUGUGGUCGCCAAGGAGGAGUCGACGCUCAACACCCCGUUGCAGCGUCUGAUUCAUACCAAGUGGGAAGAGGCAACUAUAAGCUUUCACGUGCAGCCAUCGAUGUUGAGUUAUCUUUUUAGUACCACGCAGUAGAGUGCAGGAUCGAGAUCCAGGGGAACUAGUCAGAUAAAAUGUAGGAGCUCCUUUGCUAAAGUCAGACCGAUUCACAUUCAAGCGCAAGAGAUAUCAUCAAGAAUUAGUUAUAUCCGGAAAAGGUUUCGGGUUUUGUUUCAUUCAUAGGGAAAUUAUCAUGAAAGGUUUAGUUUAUUUUGUGCAAUCUAAAAAACUGAUUGAUUAUUUGUAUUUAAUUAAUAUCAGGUCAUAUAAAUCUAUACCAAAUUGCACUUCUUUGAAUUUUUAGGUAUACAAAUUCAUGAUUAGUUUAGAAAAUUUCACAUUUUAAUUUACUAAUUUUAUUACUUUCAUUUACCCAUUUCAAAUUUUAAAUGCUUUCACAGUAAUUCAUUUAGGCAUGAAAGCUUGUUAUGUUGUCUCUUGAACUAUGAUAUAAAUCGACUUUCUUGGCGAAUGACCAAUGCACCAAUGAAUAUAAACUAAAAUUUAUAUCCGAUUAUGGAUAUAGAUUGUUUUUAUUCUCAUACCAAACAAGUAAGUUCCAAUUGCAAUCAGCAGACAGGAAAAGCUGAUUCUAAAUAUUUUCAAAUCACACAACUUCUAGAGUUCUCAAUUAAAUCUUUUCCGAGUUUACUAAUACAAAUCUUCAAAUCUUAGAAAUAGGGUUGCCUUAAACCCCAAAUUAAAUAUAUGAUAUAGAUUUAAAUACUUACCAGAUUAGUGCCAUAUAAUGUAAGCUUACUAGAUGAUGCACUAAACUAUAAUUUAGCUAGCACAAAUUGUAGAAGAAUUCUACUGUUGCUGUCUAUCCGAUGGAAAAUCCGUAUUGGUAUUUUAAAAAGAUAUAUAUGGUCGAAAAUGAAGACAUCGAACCAAAACAGCGAUGGUAAAUACACGUAAAAUAUUCCAAGUAUCUGAUCUGAAUGCGAACGAGCUAAGGCAGAUUUAUGAAAAGUUGCACAGCACAGCCUUCAAAAAUCUGCCUGGAUGAAAGCCUCUCUUUACGAGAAGUGCGACUGCAGGACUCUAAACCAGUUGAUUGAUGCUGCCGCCUGAAGCCACUAGACGAUAUAAUAUUAUCAGAUUUUAUGUAGAUCACCAACAUGCUUCGAUUACUCCAACCGCACAUUUCGCUAUUGUCAAGACUUUGUUAAA